Messenger RNA from Procambarus clarkii (red swamp crayfish), 2494 nucleotides. The record is from RefSeq and is a predicted model, not a curated record. NCBI's taxonomy places the organism in Eukaryota, Metazoa, Arthropoda, Malacostraca, Decapoda, Cambaridae.
CACCAAACAGCGAGUGAUGACCAUUGUACUCGUCUGUAUGGUGUACCUUGUAAUCUUUCUCACUGUGAAUUAUUCCCAAGGCAGCAUAAGGUCACUCCUGAAGGUCGGCAACAGAGAAAGUGUUUCAGUAAUAAAGCCAAAUAACGUUACUAAUGACAUGCUGCCGAUCCACCACGAGUAUGUCUCCACAGUAAACAAUGAGGCAGCAAGGAACAUCAAUUUGGAGAAGUAUGCUGUUAAAAACAUUGAUGACAACAUAGAGAUCACAAACUACAGUAACACUGAUAUGCAGCAUAACUAUAGUGCUACAGUGAAGGAGGUUAAUGGUAUUAUAUUUUCCAAUCACACCAACAUGAAUCCAGAUCUAGUUAUAGUUUUAUCUUCGAACGAUCAUGAAACUCCAGCAGUUGUUUAUAAUAAUAAUAAUAAUAAUAAUAAUAAUAAUAAUAAUAAUAAUAAUAAGAAGAAGAAGAAGAAGAAGAAGAAGAAUAAGACUCUACAAGUUUCUCUUACAAGACUACAAGAGGCUGCGACAAGUACUGUCACCGAGGAACAACAAACAACAGAGGUUCCCGGGGAUCAAGUAUCGGGCCCAGGUGCCUCUCACGAAGAUGAAGAAACAGAUGCAGCUUCCGUGGUCCCAGCAGUAACCCCAGACGACCAUCUGGUCCUGGAUAUCACUGUCAACAUGACAGGUGUUGCUCUGACUGUGGACGGUCGCCAGGUUUACUCUGACCUGAACCACACCGACACUAUGGAUGAAGAACUUUUCCGCCUCCACGCUGGUCUCCAUCUGGUCACCCUGCACCAGGUCACAGGUCGGGUCAUGGCCGCACACUCCUACAUGACCUGGCAAGUCAGUCUUGAUAAAUAUUUCCUCAAAGCUUUGGCAGACAUCCAGGAAGGCCGCCUCUUGGUCAUCAUGGGCGCACCAGAAUUCACGACAUUCUUGAAGACGACGACAAUACGGGUGCUGGAGGAGAUGGGCGCCCUCUACAUCGACAGGUUGGCCUACAAGGACGCGUGGUGCCUGCUGGUGCACAAGGGCGGCGGGGUGCUGCUCGAGGCCCUCACCACCUCUCUCCCAAAACAUAACAUAACUCUCUCCCAAAACAUGACUGAGCUGGACGUCUCGCCGCUCAGUCUUCACGUCUCAGUUCCUCGCAUGCAAGAAAGGGUGUGUGGAUGGCAUAGAGUAACAGGGAUGCAGGAGAGGGCCGCCUUCUGUGAAACUUUUGAAGGUUAUGGUGACUUCUGCAGUUGUGACGACCCACCCUGGUCGCCCCUCCCAAAAAUUCCGGUGGAGUACGAGAUGAAGGAGGUGAUCCCUGUGGCCAUAGUGACAGCUCGCCGGCUGCCCCACGUCCUGCGUCAGGUGGGGCAGGUGUGGGCCAGCCCCGGCGGCACCAACACACCCAUCACCAUCUUUGUCGACGGCCACAACCCCGAGGCCCAGGCGCUGACUGCCCUCCUCCACCUCCCUCUAGUCCAACACUACGACGCCGUCCCCAGAGGUUCGACAAAUCGAAUCAGUUAUCAUGUAAGAUUUGUCUUAACGAAGGUGUUUGAGCUCUACCCUGAGGCCGACAAGGCUAUCAUCCUCGAGGACGACCUCGAUCUCUCUCCGGAUUUCAUCCCGUACUUCCACCAAACAGCUCAACUGCUCACAUUAGACCCAAAAUUACUGUGUGUCAGCGCCUAUUACAGCAACGCCUUCAACCACACCGCCCUCGACCCCACGCGUCUCUACAGGGUCCACGGAGCCCCUGCCUAUGGCUGGAUGGUCAGGAGAAAAGUGGCAAAUGAGAUGAUCAUCAACUGGGCUCCUAUGAACCAGGUUACAGACUGGGACCUGUGGGUGCGAGAAAGAGUAAUGGGUGAUCGGGACAUCCUGGUGCCGGAGAUCCCACGCACCAAGCACCGUGGGGGAGGGGGAGUCCACGUCACCGGUAUAGAACAAGAGCAGUACUACAACCAGCGGCCCCUCAACGCUCUCCUCAACGUCACCCUCGACCUCCGCGGGGCAGAGCUGGACAACUACCUCAAGUUGCACACAAACAACAUCCGUACAGGACAUGUGGUGCACUUCAGUAAGCACCCGUGUGUGGAGCUGCCCAUACCCCGGCACCAGAUGAACCAGAGCUUCGUUGUGUAUGUGAACACGCCAUUCGAGAUGAGCUCCUCCAAGGCUUACUACGUUGUCGCCAGGUGUCUGGGAUUGGACGAUCAUUACUUCUUCGAGAACCUAGAGAUGAUGUUCACAACUUCCUUCUACGGUAACCAGCUUUACGUCAUCGGCUGUCCCAACUCCCCCUUCUGCAUGACUAGAAGAACAGAAAACAUCUACAGCGUGACACAAGAGGAUGUAGAUUAUGCUACCUCUUUUCCAUUCAGGAAGCUACCCAUAAUUUUGCACAUGACUUUUAGGAUACCAACGCUCUCACUGUCAGAGGAAAAUAUUCUCAGGAGCUUUGUGCGCUACAACAUUGUGUAA